Messenger RNA from Epinephelus moara (kelp grouper), 6838 nucleotides. It is a transcript of the gene crb1, whose product is annotated as crumbs cell polarity complex component 1. NCBI's taxonomy places the organism in Eukaryota, Metazoa, Chordata, Actinopteri, Perciformes, Serranidae. Gene Ontology annotation, molecular function: Notch binding; calcium ion binding. The transcript is spliced from 13 exons. Gene Ontology annotation, biological process: Notch signaling pathway. The record is from RefSeq and is a predicted model, not a curated record. Bases 212 to 4177 code for a protein of 1321 amino acids.
GUGUGUGUAGCCUGUUGGACGCCUCGCUAUGGUCUUUUCUUGUCUCAUGUGUGAUGGGGGCUCUUGAUGGUGCUCCAUCAGGAGGAGAAGUGUGCAUCAAGUGGAUCUGGAUUUGACAACAGAUGAGUCGCGGUAGGCAGAGGCAGGAGCAGAGAGCUUCGUGUACGACAAGACUUCAACACGACGAUCAGAAUGAUUCCCUGUCACUAUUAUGGAUUUAACUCGCUAUCACACUUUUGAAUUACUUGCAUGCACAGUUCUCAUCUCAUCACUGUUGGUGAUAGAUGGUGCAUCUCCUGACAAACUGCCUUCACCAGUGGACCAGUGCUCUCCAAACCCCUGCCAAAACAGGGCGAUAUGCCGAACCCGCGGGGACGGCUACUCGUGCUUCUGUGUGCCGGGGUUCCAAGGUGCUCACUGCCAGAUUGACGUGAAUGAGUGUGCUUCACAGCCCUGCAGGAACGGGGCCACAUGUGUGGACAAAGUGGGCAGGUUCUCCUGUCUGUGUUCUCCUGGGUACACUGGGGCCACUUGUGAGGUCCUGAUUGACGAGUGUCAAUCACAGCCAUGUCUCAAUGGCGGCAGUUGCCAUGGCUACGUUGGCGGCUUCACUUGCACCUGCCUGCCCGGUUACCAAGGACACCGAUGCGAAAUCAACAUUGACGAGUGCCAAGAGCAGCCAUGCCAGAAUGGGGCUCUGUGUAUAGAUGGGGUGAAUGACUACAGCUGUGACUGCUCUCACACAGCCUUCACUGGCAGACACUGUGAGACACCACUCCCACCAUGCCACUCUGAACCAUGCUUCAACAGCGCCAUCUGCAAGGACAACCAGGGUAACUACAGCUGUGAAUGCUGGCCAGGGUUUGAGGGGCGUCAGUGUGAAAUUGACAUCAAUGAGUGUGGCAGCAACCCCUGCAUGCAUGGAGGCAGCUGCAUUGAGAGGUCAUGGCCCAAUCUGUAUGGCAUCGAGCCUGUGCUGCCUGAACACUAUGACCCGCAGAAUGCUGCAGGCUACAUCUGCAACUGUGUUGGAGCUACAGGUUCCCUCUGCCAGGAGGUGAUAGACCAGUGUGACCCCAGUCCCUGCCAGAAUGGAGGCAGGUGUGAGAGCCACAUUGGAGGCUAUACUUGCCACUGUCACAAACAGAGUCAGGAUGGCGUCCUCUAUGGAGGUGUAAACUGUGAUGUGAGGCUAGUGGGCUGUGAGGGGCAUGAAUGCCAGAACCAAGGCUCCUGCUAUCCAUUCCUGUUGGAUCGGACUCAUGGAUACACCUGUUCCUGUGCACCUGGGCACACUGGACCCCUCUGUAUGACCCCCACCACCUUCUCCUUUGAACGGAGAGGCUACCUGCUGCUGCAGAGUCCCCUGGUGGAUGCUGCAGUGUCCUGCAACAUCACUCUCAGCUUCAAGACUAUUCUGCCCAGAGCGUUGCUGUUCCAGCGGAACAGCAGGGGGCUGCUGCUGAGCCUGGAGCUGGACGAAGGGCGGCUUCGUCUCAUGCUGAGGAAGGAGGCCUCUGCUGGGGCUGAAGCAGAAAGCCCAAGCCAGGUCCUGGAGCUACCACACAAUGUCACAGAUGGAGAGUGGUAUUCUGUAGAGGCUGUGCUCGGAAACUGGGUGCUCAGUCUGACACUCUUGGAUGAUGCUGGAAGCUGUGGGAGCCAGUCGUGCCACACUGUGGCCCCAGUCCAAAGCACCCUGGCCAGGCUGGUGUCACCUCCUCAGAACACUUACAUUGGAGGAGUGCUUCAGGACUCAAAUGGCCACAGCGAGGACUCUCCAGUUCCAGCAUUUAUUGGCUGCAUGCGGGAUGUGUUUGUGGACUGGCAGCUCAUCGUCCCUGAGGAAUGGCUGAGUGACUCUGCUGUGAAUGUGUCCCCUGGCUGCAGCCACAGGGACCACUGCCUGGACGUGCCUUGCCAAAACAGAGGACAGUGUGUCAACCUGUGGCAGAGCUACCAGUGCCGAUGUCCGAGGCCUUAUAAGGGGCAGGAUUGCGAGGAGGAACAUGUGCCUGCACGCUUUGGGAACGAGGACUCUCAGAGUUACGCAGCAUUCACUGUCACCGACCAUCUGGGUCACAACCUGUCCAUCUCCCUCUUCCUGCGGACACGGAGGCCCAAUGGACUCCUCCUGGCGCUGGCCAGCAACAGCAGCAGCCCUUACCUGCACAUGUGGCUGGAGGACGGCAGGGUCGCAGUUCAGCUGGAUAACUCUGAGAGCCUAAAGGCUGAGAGUGCGAUCGAUGACGGGGAAGUCCAUUUUGUGAGUGUAGAGGUGGCGGAGGGUCGUAUGGCGCUGUAUGUAGCAGCUCAGGAACAGGGUGAUGUGGAAGUCGGGACAGUCGAUGUCCAAGCUGGAGAUACUGUGUAUGUGGGAAGUCUGUUGGACACGGCCUCAGAGUUUGGUGGAUAUUUUAAAGGCUGUAUCCAGGACCUGAGGAUCAACGACAGGAGGCUGCAGUUCUUUGGGACGGACACCUUAGUGAAAUAUUAUCCUCUGAUGUUCAUGGAAAACGUGACAGCUGGAUGCUCUGGGGACGACGCCUGUAGUAGAAACCCUUGUCUAAACGGCGGGAUGUGCUACUCCAUGUGGGACGACUUCACCUGCACCUGCCCUCCCAGCACAGCAGGGCGGCGCUGUGAAGAGGUCAGGUGGUGCGAGCUGUCACCUUGCCCCGCGGACUCAGAGUGCAGGAUGCUGAACCAGGGAUAUGAAUGCUACUCCAAUGCAACGUUCCUGAAUGACAGCACUGUGCUGUCCUACCGGGGAAACGGACACAUUACCCGUAAUCUAACUAACCUCUCCCUAAACCUACGCACACGAAAGCGCAACACAGCUAUACUCCAUGCAGAGAACGGCUCGGCAUUCGUCAUACUCUCCGUCCAGGAUGGUUUCCUCUUCAUGGAGCUCCAGAGCACCACUGUAGACAACAGAGAGGAGGAGGAAGGAGAGAGAGGUGCGUCCACAGUCAGUCUCAGCAGCAGGAGGAGUGUUAGUGAUGGUGAGUGGCACAGCAUCCACCUGUUUAUGUCAGCGCCGUGGGCAGAAACCUCCCGGUGGACUCUGGUGGUGGAUGAAGAAAUAGAGGAAGCCAGCACUUCCAGUAGCCAAGGAGGCAACCUUAACUUCCUCAGGCAGGGGGUGGACAUCUUCUUAGGGGGCCUGGCCCCUGAUGCUGGGUGGUCCCUGACUGGGUGCCUGGGCACAGUAGAGGUGGGUGGCAUUGCCCUGCCUUACUUCAACUCCUCUGAUGUGAACCUGCCACGCCUGCAGAAGGAGCAGUUCAUCCAGACAUCGCUGCAGCCACCGAUCCUUGGCUGCAGCGGGGCGUCCGUGUGUGAGCCCAACCCCUGCCUGAACGGAGGGGAGUGCCAGGACCUCUUCAACACCUACAACUGUAGCUGUGCAGCAGGGUGGGCAGGGAGACGCUGCGGCUUCUUCACCAACACCUGCGCCUCUAGUCCCUGCGUUCACGGCAACUGCAGCGUGAAAGGGCUGACCUACGAGUGCACCUGUGAGUUUGGCUACGCAGGCGUGGACUGUGAUGAGGAGGUGGAUAUGUGUGAAAAACACCUGUGUGCCCACGGAGGCACCUGUCUGCACGGGCCGGACAGGUACGCCUGUCUCUGCCCUGAGAACUACACUGGACCACUUUGCAAUGAGCGCAUUGAAGAGAUUCCAUGGUACAUUGUUGUCAGAAAUGUACGGCCUAAGCUGCCUGUUUCUGUGUGCGGCGAUGACACCAGAAACUACACCUGCUUCAAUGGAGGCAACUGCACUGACCGGGAGCUGUCUUGUGACUGUCCGCCUGGCUUCAUUGGACACCGGUGUGAGCAGGAGGUGGACGAGUGCAAGUCUAACCCCUGUCUAAAUGGAGGCUACUGCCGCAACCUCAUCAACAAGUUUGUGUGCGUGUGCGACAUGAGCUACGCUGGAGACACGUGCCAGACGGACUUGACCUCUGAGGGUUUGACCUCUGACCUCCUACUAUCCAUCAGUCUGGUGUCUGUCGUCCUGCUGCUGGUUCUCAUCCUCACCUCCGUCAGCCUGGUGGUGGCACUAAAUCGCCGUGCCACCCACGGCACCUACAGUCCGAGCCGGCAGGAGAAGGAGGGAUCCCGGGUGGAGAUGUGGAGCAUCACUCAGCCUCCACCUAUGGAGAGACUCAUAUGAGAAGACUGUGUUUACAUGCAGGGUGGAACGUGGUUACUGUAGCGAUGAAGGAGCUGAUGUUAGAAACACACCUUAUAAUGGAUGUGUAACUUCUGCAGCCUGCAUGUAAACAUAGUCUUCUCCUCACAAUAACUUCCUUUGACAUUACAGCAGUCUUUCCUCACAUGCUGAAAGACUCUAUGAGAUCUUGUGACACCAUUUUUGUGUAAUCAUACAUCCCAGUGCUUCAUCCAUCUUCCUGCGAUGUUUUGCACCUGGCUUCAGCACCCAGCAGUACAUCCAUCUGCACGCAAAGAUUUGAGUUCAGAACAUAUUGAGUCUGUCACAUCUUUGUGUCUGAUCCAUAUCUUUUAGGAUUGAUGGACCUGGUGAGCACUCGAAAGGAAAAUCUGAUCAGAAUUAGGGACGCACAAACACAGCUCAUAGCCUCAUCCGGAAACAAGCAGUCAGACAGUUUCUCAAUUAAAGGAUGAGGCUGGUAUUACUCUGUAUUUUCUUAUUGUCAACUAAUUCCAUAAAAUUAUCAAAACCAGUAUGGGUGUGUAAGCUGCUGCUAACAGUUGGUGCAUUUCCAUCCACCUCUUUUGGCACAUUUUCAAUUUGGGUAUAAAAAAAAAACCUGAGUGGAAACGCCAAAAGAAGAAAACAGCUUGAAAUGUCACAAAAAAGUUUUUACUCUUGGAAAGGAACUUGUGCCUAAUAUUAAUAAUUAUAAUAAGACACUGGAUUUAUAGAGCACUUUUCUGGAUGCUCAGAUGCUUUACAAAGAACAACAACAACAUAACAAAGGAAAAAAACAAUACAAGGAUGAAAUUGCAAUGAAAUAGUUUCAGCAAAUAGAUGAUGACAUUGAGUCGUGAUGUACCAUCAUCACAGAGGCCACUGCAGGCUCUCCUGGAUGGCUUUUAGGACGGCCUUCCUCUGCACCCUUCUGUGUGUCAGCUCUGGCAGUUCCCAGCCACGCUCCUCCAGGUGGUUGCUUUUUAAUGUACCACAGGUUUUAACAGAUCUGGGGAAAACUGCAUUCUCCUACUCUGCACCUCUGACAUGGAAAAAAAAGAUCUAAAAUUAGAAACACUUAAUACCCAUCACUAAAUUUAAGGGCAUCAUAAAGAAUGUGGUGACAGAGACGUGGAUUUCUGUGUAUAUGUUGUAUUUGUUGCAUUUCAAAUGUUUUGAUCUGCUGCUACCUCGGCCAGGUCUCUCAUGUUAAAGAGAUUUUCAAUCUCAGCGGGACUUCCUGGUUUAAUAAAGGUUACGUAAAAAAUUUUAAGAAAAUAACAGCUUAUGUAUUCACACAAUGCAGCUACCAGAACUCUUCCAAGAGCAUAGCUGUAAUAUUAUUAUUAUUAUUGUUAUAUUUUGCCAUUGUCAGAUGUGCGCUCUGUCAUUAUACAUCCUUUGUUUUCCUUCAUUUCAGGUUUGACUGGUGCUCUUUUAAUUACGUCAUCUCAUUGUGCCCUCUUCUGCAGCGGCACCUGACUGGAGUAUUACUGCCACCUAUGUCUUUUCUCGAUGAACCAACUUAGCCAAGUAUUGGAUGGAAAAGCACGUAAAUGUGCUUUUUCUGUAGCCGAUUUUCUGAAAAUUCAGUUAAAAUUUGUGCUACAUUUGCACCACAAGUGACCCUGAAGAAGUCCCAUGGCAGUCACAACAUGUUGGUCAUAUAAAAUACACUUUGCCAUGUAAAGUUAAGGCAUUUAAAUUUCGCACAAACCCUAAAGUGUGUCUCAGAUUGUUGACUUGCAUUUUUUAUUUUUUAUUUAGAAUAUAUUCCAGCCUUGCAAAGGCUCUGUUUCUAAAGAAGACAGAGAAAAGAAAAAGAGGCUCAAUAAUUUCUUUUAAUUUAAUUUGAUUAAAACAGGAUAAAUAGUGCAUUCGUUUGGGACUAUUUUCAGGUGCAUAUUAAUGCACUUUUUAAAUGUAUUUUGCUGCAACGGGAUGGUAAACCAAACUAUAAUAGCCAGAAUUAUUGAAGGAACCUGUGUAACGGUGGCUCACUGAUGGAUUUUCAACAGUUUUUGGAGAAUAAUGGAGCUCUAAGGCACAGCGGAACAAGCUGUAGGCUUUGGCUGCACAGAUAAUAUUUGUUAGAAUCAAUUUUGUGUUGUUUUGGUCUUUUCAUGGGAUCUGUUGACAAUAAGAAAAAUAUAGAACAUCACACCAAUAUCUGUAUCUGAUACUUGAAAACACCUUUCAAAUCUCUGUGUAAUCCAUGUCUAUACGCUGAGUCCUGCUGCCAGUUUUGAUUUAUUUUUCAGUGAACAUUUCUACUGCAAGUACGGUAGCUCCUCACAGACAGAAUAAUGUACGAUAAGCUGCACUAGUCAGGAAUAGUUUCUUCAAGGCUGCCAUGUAUGUUGUUAGAAACAGACACUGUCUUGACUGCAGUGCCAAUUACUGUGUAUGUGUAUAUAUCAUAACUAUGAUUUUAUUAUGUUUUAAACUGUGAAUUUCAUUUCUACCUUUAAUUGUUGCCAACUGUACAUAGAGAACGUACCGGUUGAUUAAAGUGAAUUUAUUUGUGUUUAUUUAUUGUAUGUGGACUAAAUAUAUUACAGGUCUAUUUAGGAACAGUCUGGUGCUACUGUGAGAGAGGAUUGGUGUUUUUACUUUAGUUUGCUAUAAUCAAUAAGCCAAUGCACAGACACACACACUUAC